UACAAAUACACGUAAGCCGAUUAAGAAUAAAAUUCGCGUUUAGUUUAAAUAACAUACCAAGUGUCAUAUUUUGAAAGAAAAAAUCCAAAAUAGAGGAAUCACUGCCUAUAAAUAUAGAAAAUGUUUAUUUUGCACGCGGUCGUCUUGAUCUUAUCUAUUAAUUUUGGUUUUUUUGGAAAAGUUCAAGGAAAUUCAACGUACUCCGAAUUCUACUGCGAAAUUUUCGAAAAAAAUACAAAUCUAUCUUUUUCGGCCCCGCACCUAUUGGAGCUCCAUCUGCCAGUUUGUAGUGACCUUGGGCCCUUAAACGCCCCACAUCUUAAAAGCGUGAUUAUAGAACAUUGCUUUAGAAAUACAUUAAAAAUUAAACAUUUUAGUAGCCUCAAAAACAUCAGUAGCUUACAACUUAAAAAUGGAACACUCUGGUACUUGGAGGAUCAUGAAUUUGUCAACCUGAGUAAGCUUAACAUUCUUUACUUGGGAAAAAACGAAAUAGUCAGUUUAUCCAAUGAGACUUUUAAAAAUCUAACACAACUAAGAUUCCUGAGUCUUCAAAACAAUUACAUAACGAGAUUUCCUGAGAAAGUAUUUCAACCACUGGAGAGUCUUCAACAUUUGGAUCUAAGUAUAAAUCAAAUUACCAACCUGACAAAAGAUAUUUUAGCUGGAAAUCGAAAUCUUCGAUCUUUAUUUUUGAACGAUAACCCCUUGAUUCAGGUGGACUUUCCCGAUUUUGAUUUUCAAAUAAUAGAUCUCAGCCGCUGUCUCACAUUGAAAGAAGUAAAGCUCUUCUCUAAAGUUGACACCCUGAUCCUGGAAAAUAGUGGAGUGGAAAGCUUGAUAUCCAGUGAAAGGAUAAACAAAAUAAACGCUGCCUAUGGCAAGCUGAAGGAUUUGCAGCUACAAAGAAAAGAUUACCUCAUAGAAUUGGACCUACGAGGAUCUCGGUUGGGACUUACUGAAAAAAAUCUAAGCGAAUAUUUCUGUAAUAUGUGGAGCCUCGAGCGCUUAGAUCUGUCUAACAACUCCUUAGAAACUUUACCCCAGCAGUUCAAUGCCUUCAACGAAGAAGUCUGCCUAAUGCCAAGCCUGAAAUACUUAAAUCUUUCGGGGAAUCAAUUGGCCAGCUUUUCCGAGGAAACAUAUCUAAUUGGACCACUUCUUAACGUACUGGACCUGUCACACAAUCGACUCAAAACAUUCACUCUGAAUUCCUUAUUAAUGGCAGAAAAAAGUUUACAAUCUUUGAAUUUGGCGGAAAACCAACUCACUAGGAUUGAUUUUAAUGUCCAUUAUAUAAUAGCUUAUAGGAACCUUAAGGAAUUAACUAUUUAUGGUAAUACACUUGAAGAGGCUACUCUUUCGCAAAAAAAGCAGAUCCAUAUUCAGGACAGAGACAGCCCAAUAUCUCCCAAUAAAGACUGUCCCGAGAAGCCCAUGCAUGAAUGGAGUGUAUAUGAUAUACUGAUGGUUGUUUUCCUUGUCGGAGUUAUUUUCUACAUUAGAUCCAAAGUGUAUCGCCGCGAAGAUAAUUGCUGUUUUGGAUUCAAUUGGAAAAGAUCCCGAAAUUCAACAAACGAAUCAGUCAGCUUUGUUAAUCACAUAUCUUGA
Molecule: messenger RNA, 1611 nt
Organism: Drosophila bipectinata
Lineage: Eukaryota; Metazoa; Arthropoda; Insecta; Diptera; Drosophilidae
Source: RefSeq, a predicted model, not a curated record